Molecule: messenger RNA, 2619 nt
Organism: Synchiropus splendidus (mandarinfish)
Lineage: Eukaryota; Metazoa; Chordata; Actinopteri; Syngnathiformes; Callionymidae
Gene: cbsb
Product: cystathionine beta-synthase b
Exons: 16
Coding region: 258-1973 (571 amino acids)
Cellular component (GO): cytoplasm
Molecular function (GO): cystathionine beta-synthase activity; cysteine synthase activity
Source: RefSeq, a predicted model, not a curated record
ACGGAAUGUGUGAGCAGCAAAGAUAUGAAGGUGUCAUUUUGAAUUUCAAAGGGGAGAGAGGUGGUUCAUCGGUCCUCUGUGUGUUUGCUGAGCGCAGCCUCAGCUGCAGGCAUUUCCUUUGAGCGAGUCUCCGAUAAACCUGCUCGCCCCCAGCCGGGAGCUGAUUGGUGGAAGGAAGGGGCCAGUGCAUAUACAGUGUGUUCGGAUGUCGUGAAGAGUUUCAGCUCUUUUCUUGUCCAGCGACGAAGAGUGAAACCAUGCCUGUCUUUUCUGGAAGUCCACACAUGGAAGCUGCUGCUGCUGGUUGUCCCCAUGCGUCCAGCCUGAGAAAUCCAGACUUGCCUGAGGACUUGAAGACCAACGGUACCAGCAGCAUACACUCCAAUGGGCACCAGCUGCCGGCAGACUCAGGAGAGAGCCGGCAUGAUGGAGGGGAGACUUCUGAAGAUGAGAGGAAAUGGACCCGGCCCGACUUACCCAGCAAAUGCACCUGGAGGCUCGGCGCACCGGAGUCCGAGUCCCCACACAGCAAGGCGGAACCCCUCCCAACACCAAACAUCCUGCCAAACAUCCUCUGGAAAGUCGGAAACACACCCAUGGUGCGUUUGAACCGAAUCCCCAAAGAGUUUGGUCUCAAGUGCGAAAUGUUGGUCAAGUGCGAGUUCUUCAAUGCCAGUGGAAGUAGCAAGGACAGGAUUGCAGUCCGUAUGGUGGACGACGCUGAGAAGGCCGGGAUCCUCAAACCAGGGGACACCAUCAUCGAGCCGUCGUCUGGAAACACAGGAAUCGGUCUGUGCCUAGCAGCUGCAGUGAAGGGAUAUCGCUGUAUCAUCACGAUGGCUGAGAGGAUGAGCAUGGAAAAGGUGGAUCUGAUGAAAGCUCUCGGGGCAGAAAUAGUCCGCACUCCAAAUUCGGCACCCUUCACCUCGCCAGAGUCCAACGUCGGCGUUGCCUGGCGCCUGAAGAGCGAGAUCCCCAACUCACACAUCCUCGACCAGUACCGGAGUCCCAGCAACCCUCUGGUUCACUACGAGACCACGGCGGAGGAGAUCCUGCAACAGUGCGACGGUAAAGUGGACAUGGUGGUGGCUGGAGGCGGAACCGGCGGAACUCUGACUGGGCUGGCUCGGAAGCUGAAGGAGAAGUGUCCCAACGUUAAGGUUGUCGCUGUGGUCCCUGAAGGCUCUAUUGUAGGUGGCCCUGGAAAACAAGGACCCAGAGCUCCGUUUGAAGUGGAGGGAAUCGGUUAUGAGUUCCUCCCCACAGUCUUGGACUGCUCUCUCAUCGACCACUGGUACAAAUCCAGUGACAAGGAUUCGUUCAACAUGGCGCGGAAGAUGAUCAAAGAGGAGGGACUUCUGUGCGGCGGCAGCUCUGGGUCGGCGCUGGUGGCUGCGCUGAAGCUCGCUCAGCAGCUGGAGGAAGGACAGCGCUGCGUGGUCAUCCUGCCCGACUCUGUCCGCAACUACAUGUCAAAGUUCCUGAAUGACCAAUGGAUGAUUGACAGGGGUCACAUGAGCCCCGAGCCUGGGCUGGACGUCAAACCCUGGUGGUGGAACCUGGACGUCCAGUCGCUCUCGCUGCUCACCCCCGUCACCAUCCCGUCAACCAUGUCCUGCCAGAAAGCCAUCAAAGCCUUGAAAGAUGCGUCGCUUCAGCAUGCCGCCGUCACCGACGAGUCUGGGGCUUUGUUGGGGAUGGUGACCGUGAAGAACAUUCUGACCAACAUGGCUGCCGGGAAGGUCACCUCUACGGAAGACGUCACCAAAGUCAUCUGCAAAAAUUUCAAGCAGGUGCGCGAGUGCGACAGCCUGGGGAAGCUCUACGGUGUCCUGGCUGCAGAACCAUUCGUGGUCGUCAUGUCCGAGCAGAGUAAGGGUGAACGUCAAACGUUUGCCGUCGUCACUUCACUGGACCUUCUCACCUUCAUCGCCUCAGAGGAAAAGAAGAGCCACUCUCCAGGAGACCAUUAGCUUUUCGCUUCUUACCUGCCUUGAUCAUAUGUAAUAUUUUUUCAAUCCAUCACCCCGUUUGUGGCGAAAUCCACUUAUUUCAGUUGUUGAAUGAUUUCAUCAUUGUUCUGCUGUCCAACUUGGCUCCUGCUGGUGAUGCGUAGAUAUGGUAUCAUGAAGCAGUGUGCUCAUUUUCAGAGGCAACUAGAUGGUGCUCUUGGUUGAAAUGAUGUGAGGUUUCAAAGCUGAUUUUUCCCCCUCACCAACUGUGUUAUUGCGUCUUUUGCCAGUAGGUGGCAUCAAAAUGUUUACACGUAUCAUGACCUAACUGAGCAGCAAUAAAGCCUGCUUGUUUUUAUUUACAUUUGUUCUCUUCUUAUUUUUGCUGUUAAGGAUGUUUUUUUUCUUCUUCUGAUGUUCCUAUGUCAAUAUCUUUGUUAGCAAAAUUAUCAGUCAAGUUUGGUUUGAAUUUCAGUGACGGUUUCAGGAAUUUGGAGGACCAGACUAAGUGCGACACGUGUUUGAAUUUACAGUGUGAUUUUGUUCUGAAACACUUCUGCCACCUUUCUGCCAGGCGAAUUUGAAUUUGUUUGUAAUAUCAAUGCUAUUCCAAGAUGCCAAAAACGGUUAGAUAGAUGAAGUUAUUAUUUAUUAAAUGAUCCUUUAG